GCCCCGCACUAGCUCCACCCCCUUCCCGGCUGCGGCGUGAGGUUCUGAACAGUCUGCGGCGGAGGUUGCUCCCCUCGUCCUUCUUGGCCGGUGGUCAUGGGACCGGAGCCGUGCACGCUGCCGCCCUCCCCUAACUGGUACUGCGCCCGAUGCAGUGAUGCCGUGCCCGGGGGCCUCUUCGGCUUCGCAGCGCGGACCUCUGUCUUUCUUGUCCGCGUGGGCCCCGGCGCGGGCGCGAUUCCUGGGACGCCCCCAUUUCGAGUCAUAGGAGAAUUGGUGGGACACAUGGAAAGGGUCUCUGGCUUCACAUUUUCUCAUCAUCCCGGUCAGUACAACCUCUGUGCCACCAGCUCUGACGAUGGGACUGUGAAAAUCUGGGAUGUAGAGACAAAAAAAGUUGUGACAGAACAUGCACUCCAUCAGCACACAAUAUCAGCACUGCAUUGGUCUCCUCAAAUAAAGGAUUUAAUAAUAUCUGGAGAUGAAAAAGGAGUAGUUUUCUGUUACUGGCUUAACAGGAAUGACAGCCAACACCUCUUUAUAGAACCCAGGGCAAUUUUCUGUCUUACUUGCUCACCUCAUCAUGAAGAUAUAGUAGCCAUUGGCUACAAGGAUGGUAUAGUGGUUAUAACUGACAUCAGUAAGAAGGGAGAAAUUAUUCACAGACUUCGAGGCCAUGAUGAUGAGAUCCACUCUAUAGUCUGGUGUCCCCUGCCUAGUGAAGAAUGUUUAUCCAUAAAUCAAGAGGAGAAUUCAGAAGAACCUGAAAUUCCCAAUGGGAAAGUUAUAGCACAAACUCCAGUAACAAAAGGCUGCUACUUAGCUACUGGAAGCAAAGAUCAAACCAUUCGAAUCUGGAGCUGUUCUAGAGGCCGAGGAGUGAUGACUUUGAAAUUGCCCUUUCUGAAGAGAAGAGGAGGGGGUGUAGACCCAACUGUUAAAGAGCGACUUUGGUUGGCACUCCAUUGGCCCAAGGAGCAGCCAACACAGCUGGUAUCUAGCUGUUUUGGAGGUGAACUGCUGUUAUGGGAUCUCACUCAGUCUUGGAGACGGAAAUAUACCCUCUUUAGUGCUUCAUCAGAAGGCCUGAAUCAUUCAAGAAUUGUGUUUAAUUUAUGUCCUUUACAAACUGAGGAUGGCAAGCAGCUACUGCUUUCCACAUCAAUGGACAGAGAUGUAAAAUGUUGGGACAUGGCCACUCUGGAGUGCUGCUGGACCCUGCCUUCCCUUGGUGGCUUUGCCUACAGUCUGGCUUUCUCUCCUGUAGACAUGGGCUGUUUGGCCAUAGGCGUUGGGGAUGGCAUGAUCCGAGUAUGGAAUACACUCUCCAUAAAGAACAACUACGAUGUAAAACAUUUUUGGCAAGGUGUCAAGUCCAAGGUUACAGCACUGUGCUGGCACCCAACCAAAGAAGGCUGCUUAGCUUUUGGAACUGACGAUGGAAAAGUGGGAUUGUAUGACACCUACUCCAACAAACCUCCACAGAUUUCUAGCACAUAUCAUAAUAAGACUGUGUACACUUUAGCCUGGGGGCCACCAAUACCCGCCUUGUCAUUCGGAGGAGAAGGAGACAGACCUUCCCUUACUUUGUACAGCUGUGGAGGGGAAGGGAUUGUCUUACAGCAUAAUCCCUGGAAGCUUAGUGGAGAGGCCUUUGACAUCAAUAAACUCAUCAGGGACACCAAUUCAAUCAAAUACAAAUUGCCUGUACACACGGAGAUCAGCUGGAAAGCAGAUGGCAAAAUCAUGGCUCUUGGCAAUGAAGAUGGAUCAAUAGAAAUAUUUCAGGUUCCCAACUUGAAACUGAUCUGUACCAUCCAGCAGCAUCACAAACUUGUGAAUGCCAUUAGCUGGCAUCACAAGCAUGGCAGCCAGCCAGAGCUGAGCUAUCUGAUGGCGUCUGGGUCCAACAAUGCAGUCAUUUAUGUGCACAACCUGAAGACUGUCAUAGAGAGCAAUCCUGAAUCUCCAGUGACCAUUACAGAGCCCUACCGGACCCUCUCAGGGCACACAGCCAAGAUUACCAGUCUGGCAUGGAGCCCACAUCAUGAUGGAAGGCUGGUAUCUGCUUCCUACGAUGGAACAGCUCAGGUGUGGGAUACUCUCAGGGAAGAACCUCUGUGCAAUUUCCGAGGACACCGAGGUCGACUGCUUUGUGUAGCAUGGUCCCCAUUGGAUCCAGACUGCAUCUACUCAGGGGCAGAUGACUUCUGUGUGUACAAAUGGCUCAUUUCCAUGCAAGAACAUUCCCGGCCUCCCCAAGGCAAGAAAAGUAUUGAAUUAGAGAAAAAAAGACUCUCUCAACCCAAGCCAAAGCUCAAAAAGAAGAAAAGGCCCAUCUCAAGAGUGCCUGUAAAGCAGGAAUUGUAUGGCGGAAAUGAAGAAGAGAGCAUAAGGGAGGGCUCAAGACCUGUUGAGAACGGUGUGUCAGACCAGGAGGGUGAGGAGGAAGCCCGGGAGCCAGAGGUGCCCUGUGGUGUCGUCCCAUUGGUUGCUAACGAGCCAGUUAUCUGCACUCCAGUUUCCUUAGGCUUGGAAAAGGCAAAAGCCACCGUUAAUAACAAAGUCACUUUACUGAAAAAGGACCCACCUAAAGAGAAGACAGAUACCUUAAUCAAGAAGCGAAAAGCCCGCUCCAUGCUUCCACUGAGUACAAGCCUGGACCACAGGUCUAAAGAGGAGCUUCAUCAGGACUGUUUAGUAUUAGCAACUGCAAAACACUCCAAAGCAGAGCUAAAGGAGGAUGUGUCUGCUGAUCUUGAGGAAAGAUUUCAUCUGGGGCUUUUCACAGACAGGGCUGCCCUGUACAGAAUGAUUGAGGUUGAAGGAAAAGGUCACUUGGAAAAUGGCCACCCUGACUUAUUUCACCAGCUCAUGCUUUGGAAAGGAGAUCUAAAAGGUGUUCUCCAGACUGCAGCAGAAAGAGGGGAGCUAACAGACAAUCUUGUGGCUAUGGCACCAGUUGCUGGCUACCAUGUAUGGCUGUGGGCUGUGGAAGCUUUUGCCAAACAGCUGUGUUUUCAAGAUCAGUAUGUCAAGGCUGCCUCUCACCUACUUUCUAUCCACAAAAUAUAUGAAGCUGUGGAGCUGCUCAAGUCAAACAAUUUCUAUAGGGAGGCUAUCGCAAUUGCCAAGGCCCGGCUUCGCCCAGAGGACCCCAUCCUGAAAGACCUGUACCUCAGCUGGGGAGCGAUCCUUGAAAAAGAUGGCCAUUAUGCCCUGGCAGCCAAAUGCUACUUAGGGGCCACGUCCGCUUAUGAUGCAGCCAAAGUUUUGGCCAAAAAGGGGGACGCAACAUCACUUAGGACAGCUGCAGAGUUGGCUCUAAUUGUAGGAGAGAACGACUUGUCUGCUUCCCUGGCUUUCAGAUGUGCCCAAGAACUGCUUCUAGUCAGGAACUGGGUAGGAGCCCAGGAUGCCCUGCAGCUCCACGAAAGUCUAAAGGGUCAGAGAUUGGUGUUUUGCCUUCUGGAGCUGCUGACCAAGCAUCUGGAGGAAAGGCAGCUUUCAGAGGGCAAAAGCUCCUCUUAUAACACGUGGACUGCAGGUGCCAAAGGGCCCUUUGUGGAGAGGGUGACUGCCGUAUGGAAGAGUGCCUUCAGCCUGGAGACCCCAGAGCAGUAUCAGGCAGCAUGCCAGCAGCUGCAAAAAAUCAAGUACCCAUCUGCUACAAGUAACACUCCCUCCAAACAGCUCCUGCUUCACAUUUGUCAUGACCUGACAUUGGCGGUGCUGGGCCAGCUGGUGGCCUCCUGGGACAUGGCUGUGGAAGCACUGCUUCGGGCUGUGGUCCGGAGCUAUGACGCAGGAAACUUCACCAUCAUGCAGGAAGUGUACUCAGCCUUUCUUCCUGAGGGCUGUGACCACCUAAAAGACAAGCUGGGUGCCCAGUGCCCCACUAUACCAGCUUUCAAAAGUUUGGAGGCCUUUUUUAUUUAUGGACAUCUGUAUGAAUUCUGGUGGUCUCUCUCUAGGCCUUGCCCCAAAUCCAGUGUCUGGGUAAAGGCUACUCACGGAAAGACGACCUCUAUUGAGCAAAGCCAGCAGUUAGACAAUGCCAGCCCUGAAGAAAAUGACACCAAAGCUUCUCAGCCAGAGCCAAAUAGGCCUGUAGAACUACACAUGAGACUCACCGAAGAAAGUGAGCGAAUACUGAAUGCUUGUAAGGAGCUCUUUUCAGAAAAGCAUGCUAGUCUCCAAAACUCACAGAGAACCGUUGCUGAAGUCCAAGAGACCUUGGCAGAAAUGAUCCACCAACACCAGAGGAGUCAACUGUGUAAAUCCACAGCUAACAGUCCGGAUAAGAAUGAGCCUGAACAGGAAGCCGAACAGUCCCUCUCUAGUCCUCAGAGCCAGUGCAAAGAAGAGAAAAAUGAGACAGUGUCUCUGCCUGAAUUAACCAAAAGGCUUACAGAGGCGAAUGAGAGAAUAGCUAAGUUUCCUGAGAGUAUUAAGAACUGGCCCUUCCCAGAUGUGUUGGAAUGCUGCCUCGUUCUGUUCCACAUCAGGUCCCAGCAUCCUGGCUUCAUGACCCAGGAGAUGCAGCAACAGGCCCAAGAGCUUCUUCAGAAAUACAGCAACACAAAAGUUUACAGAAGACACUUCCAGACCUUCUUCACAUGAACUUCAAAGGGCCUUGAAGAAAUUAUGCCAAAUUCAAAACGUUUGACACCUUUCACUUCUGCAGUUACACCUCACCAGAUAAUUUUUGAUCCCAAGAUAUCUUUGCAGUAAUACAAAUGAGGGUCAAGUUUGAAUCAGCUCCACCCUUAAACACAAUGGAAUCUGACUUUGGACUCAGUUUUCCUACUAGAGGAAAGAUCGUGAAAAACCAGCAGUAGUUAUUUAGAACAAAUACCUGCAGAGUGAUUGUUGGUCCAUCUCUAAAGCCUUACACAGGUUUCACCCAAAGAGGAGAAACUGUUAAUCACCCAAAGUAUUAUGUUCUUAAACACAAGCUACCUUUAUAAAUGCUUCAUCUGAUCAUUAAUGUGUCAUUUUUGUUCAAAAUAGAACUGCUGCAUUUUCUAUUGGUAUCAUUUUUUAAAUUCUGUGUUAACUAGGGCUCUCCCCUUCUAGUCUUUCAAAGACUUAAGUUUGUGAAAUAGGCCUUACCCGUCAUGUUGACUCUACCGUCUGGUCAAAAAUCUGGUUUUAUUGUUUCAUGUAAUUGCUUAUUUGAACAAGUUACUUACUAAAGCUUUAGAAGAACAACUAACUCAAAUGUGUCUUAUCUCUUCAGUAUUAGAAGAAAUUAUUGUGAUCAGAUAGCUCAGAAAUAAAUCACUAUUUCAGUGGUUCUUGAUCUUGGAUCACAGGGCCCUUUGAGAAUCACAUUACAACCACAGAUGAUCUUUGAAGAAAAAGACAUAUUCCUAAUUUUGCAUAUGUAAUUUCUGGAUCAGUGGACUCCCAACUUUUAACAUGAUGGGACCCUACAUACUGUUUAAUUAUAAAUCCUUGUUGUUUUUGUUUUCAUUAAUGAGCAUUCUCUUGAGGUCUGUUCUCUUUGAACAAUGUCAAAAACAGAUGUUUUUGUAAUAUCCCAGAUGCUAGGACAUAAAAAUCAGACAGUCUGUGGUGGGAUUGGAAGGGAGCACUCUUCCCCAAUAACUGUUUUCUUAUUGUGAAGGCUUUUGUGCUUGUGUCCUGUGUAUUUUUAAGCUACUUCCUAGGGUUGGGGUGGUUGUGGGCAACAAUGAAGUUCAUUGACAGGAACUAUCUCUAGGAAGGAAAAUGUUUUAAGAGGCAAUUUUCAAAACACUCUAACUGGAGUUUUUUGUUUUAUUUUGUUUAUACCUAGCUUUAGGACCUAAAAAUCUUAGCUCAAAAAAGCACUUAUUGUAGAAUUUAGGUCCUCAUAAUUUACAGUCAGUUAAGUGAACUUCAGUAAGAUACACUGUUCCUACGGAUUGGAGAAUUUUCUUGGUUGCAAAGCUAGAAAUAGGUAUGGCUAAGUGGAGAACUAGAUACUAGUUGUACAGUCUUUGCUAAAAUGAACAAAUGCUUCCCUGCAGAGAUGGAAAAAUAUUUAUUCCCUUCACUUGAGUGCAGAGCAGUAUUAUUAAACUAGAAAUUCUGAACUCCUGUGUGAUCUACUGAAACCAUCACCUGUGGGUGGAGGAAUCCUGCAAACUCAGUUACUGCUUUCAUCAGAACAAGAAUUACUACUUGACAACUAAGAAAACUACCCAACAGCAGAAGAUAACAGAAAUGACAUGACCCCAUUUCUUCUCAAACUCCUGUCCUCUUUCCAAUACUAAAUAUACUGAAGCUGUUCUAAUCUGAAUAAAUGGUUUUCAUUUC
Manis javanica (Malayan pangolin) is the source of this 6306-nucleotide messenger RNA. It is a transcript of the gene GEMIN5, whose product is annotated as gem nuclear organelle associated protein 5. Gene Ontology annotation, biological process: spliceosomal snRNP assembly. Gene Ontology annotation, cellular component: nucleus; SMN complex. The record is from RefSeq and is a predicted model, not a curated record. Gene Ontology annotation, molecular function: mRNA 3'-UTR binding; protein binding. Lineage: Eukaryota; Metazoa; Chordata; Mammalia; Pholidota; Manidae.